Anisakis simplex (herring worm) is the source of this 603-nucleotide messenger RNA. The record is from the annotation of a GenBank genome assembly. NCBI's taxonomy places the organism in Eukaryota, Metazoa, Nematoda, Chromadorea, Rhabditida, Anisakidae.
AUGCAAGCGAUAUUCAUUUUAUUUUGUGUUGCUGCGUGUUCGGUUACUGCCAUCGAGUUAACAUUCGAAUUACCUGAUAAUGCGAAUCAGUGCUUUUAUGAGGACAUGAAAGCUGGUAUCGACAGUGUUAUUGAAUUCCAGGUUGUAACUGGAGGGAAAUAUGAUGUUGACAUGAGUCUGGAAGAUCCGAAAGGAAAAAUACUCUACAAAGAUGUCAAGAAACAAUACGACAGUUACUCAUGGAAGACUGCAAUUGAUGGAACUUACAAGGCAUGUUUUUCCAAUGAAUUUUCAACUUUCACACACAAAAUUGUAUAUAUGGAUUGGCAAAAAGGGGACGAAGGUCUGACGAAAACAACGCCACGUUUAGCAGCUAUGACUCAGCUAGAGACAUCUGCAUCUAGCAUUGGUGAUCGCCUUCGUCUGAUCGACGACUUUCAAACGCAUCAUCGCCUUCGUGAAGCAACCGGUCGUAAACGUGCUGAAGAUCUCAACGAACGUGUCAUGUUAUGGUCUAUGGGACAGACAUGUGUUAUCUUGCUCAUUGGUAUCACGCAGGUAAGCAAAAUACCGAUUAUUCAUCAGUUGUUGUCGUCAUUUUAA